Cariama cristata (Red-legged seriema) is the source of this 2233-nucleotide messenger RNA. Its product is annotated as protein HIRA. The transcript is spliced from 17 exons. Gene Ontology annotation, cellular component: HIR complex; nucleus. Gene Ontology annotation, biological process: chromatin organization; DNA-templated transcription. The record is from RefSeq and is a predicted model, not a curated record. NCBI's taxonomy places the organism in Eukaryota, Metazoa, Chordata, Aves, Cariamiformes, Cariamidae. Gene Ontology annotation, molecular function: protein binding; nucleosome binding. The annotation marks the transcript as partial.
GAAAGCCAAUAUUUUCAGUGGACAUUCACCCAGAUGGGACCAAGUUUGCAACAGGAGGACAAGGUCAGGAUUCUGGGAAAGUUGUGAUCUGGAAUAUGGCUCCUGUCCUGAAAGAGGAAGAUGAAAAGAAUGAAAAUAUUCCCAAGAUGCUUUGUCAGAUGGACAAUCACUUAGCUUGUGUGAACUGUGUGCGAUGGUCAAACAAUGGAGUUUACUUGGCUUCAGGGGGAGAUGACAAGUUGAUUAUGGUGUGGAAACGAGCUGCGUACAUUGGACCUAGCACUGUGUUUGGUUCUAGUAGCAAACUUACUAAUGUUGAACAGUGGAGGUGUGUAUCAAUUCUUAGAAGCCAUUCAGGGGAUGUCAUGGAUGUAGCGUGGUCUCCCCAUGAUGCCUGGCUGGCAUCCUGUAGUGUGGAUAACACUGUUGUCAUCUGGAAUGCUGUCAAAUUUCCAGAAAUUCUUGCCACUUUGAAGGGGCAUUCUGGCUUGGUGAAAGGGCUGACCUGGGAUCCUGUUGGAAAAUAUAUUGCCUCUCAGGCUGAUGAUCGAAGUUUGAAGGUGUGGCGGACCAUGGACUGGCAGUUGGAAACCAGCAUCACAAAACCCUUUGAUGAGUGUGGAGGGACAACUCAUGUGUUGCGUCUUAGCUGGUCACCUGAUGGUCACUAUCUUGUUUCUGCUCAUGCCAUGAAUAAUUCUGGACCUACUGCUCAGAUCAUUGAGAGAGAUGGAUGGAAAACCAAUAUGGAUUUUGUAGGGCAUCGGAAAGCAGUUACAGUAGUGAAAUUCAAUCCAAAAAUCUUCAAGAAGAAACAAAAGAAUGGUAGUUCCACCAAGUCAAGUUGUCCCUACUGCUGUUGUGCUGUUGGUAGUAAGGAUCGAUCCCUUUCUGUCUGGCUCACAUGUCUGAAACGUCCUUUAGUUGUCAUACAUGAGCUGUUUGACAAGUCUAUCAUGGACAUCUCCUGGACCCUUAAUGGACUUGGUAUCCUGGUGUGUUCCAUGGAUGGAUCGGUGGCGUUUUUGGACUUUUCCCAGGAUGAACUUGGAGAUCCACUCAGUGAGGAGGAAAAGAGCAACAUUCAUCAGUCCACCUAUGGUAAAAGCCUAGCUAUAAUGACCGAAGCUCAGUUGUCUACCACCAUUAUUGAGAAUCCAGAGAUGCUCAAGUACCAACAGAGACAGCAACAGCAGCAGGUGGAGCAGAAGAAUGCAUCAAUUAGGGAAGCAUCUGGGACUGCGACAGCAGCUCCCAAAGUGGCAAGCAUGGUGAAUGGGGAGAGUUUGGAGGACAUUAGAAAGAAUCUCUUAAAAAAACAAGUUGAAACACGAACGGCAGAUGGUCGGAGACGGAUCACACCUCUCUGCAUAGCUCAACUGGACACUGGGGAUUUUUCUACAGCAUUUUUCAAUAGCAUCCCAAUAUCUGGAUCUCUGUCUGGCUCAAUGAUGUCUUCUCAAAGUAACCAGCAGCUCAUGUCAUUAGAUUCUAACGCAGUAAAUUCCCUUAAUACUUCAAAGCCUUCUGUAGAGCCAACAGCAGCCAGUAUAAAACCAACAGAUGAUGCAGCCAAUAAAGAUGGUGUAAAUGCUACCUCUGCCUCAACUGCUCCUUCUGCAUCGUCUUCCUCUGUGUUGACAACUCCAUCCAAGAUUGAACCUAUGAAAGCAUUUGAUUCUAGAUUUACAGAACGAUCCAAAGCCACCUCAGGGACUGCUGUGGUAACAAAUACAAAUCAGACUGUUGUGGACAGACUGAAGGAUCAGAAUUUAAUUAAAGACAAUAAGCCCAAGGAUAUUCUGGAGAGCAGCAGUGACAGUGAAGAGAAGAUUCCAGCUGCUAAACCACUCAGUGCACCCAAACGGAAACUGGAACUUGAGGGAGAAACGGUAGAAAAGAAGAAAAAAGGAAGACCUCGAAAAGACUCCAGACUUGUACCAGUAACUUUAACUGUUCAGUCCCCAGCUACACUGGCCUCUGAGAGGGAUGCUGCUUGCAUCUCUGCACCAGCAUUAGCACUUAAGCUGCCAACGCCAAUCCCACAGAAAUCAUUUACUUUGCAAAUAAGUUCAGAUCCAUCAAUGUACCUUGAAGUGGAGAAUGAAAUGACCACAGUGGGAGGUUCAAAGCUGAGCAGGCUAAAGUGUAAUCGAGAAGGAAAGGAAUGGGAGACGGUCCUCACCAGUCGAAUUCUCACUGCAGCGGGAAGCUGGUAAGAGAGUAUAUUUUG